This is a messenger RNA of Thermothelomyces thermophilus ATCC 42464, 1185 nucleotides long. RefSeq names its product alcohol dehydrogenase-like protein. The transcript is spliced from 2 exons. Bases 70 to 1185 code for a protein of 371 amino acids. Gene Ontology annotation, molecular function: oxidoreductase activity, acting on NAD(P)H. Lineage: Eukaryota; Fungi; Ascomycota; Sordariomycetes; Sordariales; Chaetomiaceae. The record is from RefSeq and is a predicted model, not a curated record.
GUUGAGGGAUCGUUCUACUCCAUCUUGACACUCACAAGAGACCGACUUGAGCAAACCAGAAGAAUCAUCAUGGCUAUCGACGAACAAAUCCCCCGUGUCCAGCGGGCGCUCAUUCAGUCUUCGACGCCAGGGGUUCUCCAGUUCACGGAGACUCGAGAGGUCCCGAAACUGCUCCCCGACCAGGUGCUCGUUCGGGUGGUCGCGGUUGCCCUGAAUCCCUGCGACUGGAAGAUGCCUACCAACUUCCCCUGUCCGGGUGCUGGGGUAGGGGCCGACUUCUCCGGCACGGUUGUCCGGGUCGGUGACGACGUGCGCCCCGGCAAAUUCGACGUCAAGCUGGGCGACCGGGUAGCAGGCGCUGUGCACGCGAGCAACCGUCUGAAACCGCAGGAUGGCACUUUUGCCGAGUAUAUCGCCGUCCGUGCCGAUGCACUCUGGCGCAUUCCAGAUGGCAUGGAUUUUCAUGUGGCGGCCGCGAUCGGCCUUUGCGUCGUCGGAACGGUCGGACUGGCAGCGUUUCACGAGCGCCAUUUGAACUUGCCCGGUUCUCCUGAGCAGCCCGUCAAACCAAGGGCAGGCGGCCAACCCCCAUGGGUCUUGGUGUACGGAGGAAGCACGGCCAGCGGUACCAUGGCUAUCCAGAUUUUGAAGCUAGCCGGGUUUCGCGUAGUCACCACUUGUUCACCUGCGAACUUUGCUCUUGUAGAGUCCUACGGUGCCGACAAGGCCUUCGACUACCACUCGCCAAAUCUUGGUGAGUCGAUACGCGCUUACACCAACAACAGCCUUAGCUUCGUCAUGGACAUCAUUGCCAGCGCGAACUCGCUGCGUCAGUGCUACGCCAGCAUCGGCCGCGCAGGCGGGCACUAUGUCGGUUUCGAGCUGGUCCCGGACGAGCUGGCAGGUAUUCGCAAGGCCGUGCGGGCGAGCUGGGUACUAGGGAUCAGGCUGUUGGGGUACGAAAUUGCGCUUGAUAGAGGUUACGGGAGCCCCCCAGACCCAGAACUAGGGAUGUGGGGACGGGCCUGGUUCAAGAGAACGGAGGACCUGGUUUGGGGGGGGAAGAUCCGGCCGCAUCCGAUCGAGCUGGACACCGAGAGCGGCUUCGACGGUAUCGUCGCGGGGGUCGAAAGACUCAAGCGAGGUGAGGUCUCGGGCAAAAAGCUGGUGUACCUGAUCCGCUAG